Messenger RNA from Merops nubicus (carmine bee-eater), 4228 nucleotides. RefSeq names its product uveal autoantigen with coiled-coil domains and ankyrin repeats (gene UACA). The transcript is spliced from 18 exons. Gene Ontology annotation, molecular function: actin binding. The annotation marks the transcript as partial. The record is from RefSeq and is a predicted model, not a curated record. Lineage: Eukaryota; Metazoa; Chordata; Aves; Coraciiformes; Meropidae.
CUGAACCCAGACUGGAACAAAUACGAUGACAGGUUAAUGAAAGCAGCAGAAAGGGGAGAUGUGGAGAAGGUUUCAUCCAUCCUUGCCAAAAAAGGAGUCAGUCCUACUAAACUGGACGUGGAGGGGAGAUCUGCAUUUCAUGUUGUGGCAUCAAAGGGAAACCUGGAUUGCUUGAACACCUUCCUUAUUCAUGGAGCUGAUAUCACAGCCACUGAUGCUGCAGGCAGGAACGCCUUGCACCUGGCGGCCAAGUACGGACACGCUUUGUGUUUGCAGAAGCUGUUGCAGUACAAUUGUCCAACAGAGAACGUGGAUCUUCAGGGAAGAACUGCUCUUCAUGAUGCAGCUAUGUCAGACUGUUCCUCUAGCAUACAACUCCUGUGUGACCACGGGGCCUCAGUGAACUCAAAAGAUGGAGAUGGGAGGACACCGCUAGUGCUGGCCACUCAGAUGUGUCGUCCCACCGUUUGUCAGCUGCUGAUAGACAGAGGAGCAGAUGUUAAUGCCAGGGACAAACAAAACAGGACUGCCUUGAUGCUGGGCUGUGAAUAUGGCUGCAAGGAUGCAGUGGAAGUUCUGCUCAGGAACGGCGCGGAUGUCGCUUUGACUGAUGGCCUUGGCCACGACUGUGCUUACUAUGCCAGAAUUGGGGACAGUAUUGACAUCUUGGCUUUAAUCAAAGCUGCUGCUGAGGAUUCCACAAAAGCAAGAGAUACCAUGAGGAAAGGACAGCCUGAACAAAAGGUGACAAACGUGUCCCAGAGGUGGAAUCGGCUGCACGGGCAGGAGGAGGUGAACGUGAAGCUGUAUCAGAAGGAACAGAGUGCUCAGGAACUGGAGUUAGAGAAUCAAGAUCUGAAAGAUCGAAUGAGAGAAGUGCAAGAGGAGCAGAGGAUGCUGCUGGAUAGAAUCAGUGGGCUACAACUGCAGCUGAAUGAGGAGCAAAUGUUUGCAGAUGAUCUUGAAAAUGAGAAGGAUGAGUUGAAGAAGAUCCUAGCUACCAAGGAAAAACAGCAGGAAGAAAGCUUAAGAACUAUUGAAGCUCUCAAAGCUAAACUCAAAUAUUAUGAAGGUGAUUUUGUGGGACCUGGAAGUAACUUUGGUAAUAGAAAAGAAGAUUUAUUACUUAAACAAGGCCAAGUGUUUGCUGUGGAAUCACAGUCUAGGUCUAUGCUGAGACCCCUGGAGCUUUCCUUGCCUAACCAAUCAGCCAGUUCAGAGAAGGAGACUUUAAAGAGAGAACUUGACAACAUGAGGACCUGCUAUGGUGCAGCAAAAGAAGAAAUCAGCAAAUUGCAGAGAGAGCUGUCUCAGAAGGUGUUGGAGUGUAAAGCUUUGGCAUCAGAGUGUGAAAGGACCAAGGCAGAAUCUGAUAGACAGAUAAAACAGCUGGAAGAUGCUUUAAAAGAUGUACAGAAGAGAAUGUUUGACUCUGAAGGCAAAGUUAAGCAAAUGCAGACCCACUUUCUUGCUCUGAAAGAUCACCUGACUAACGAAGCUGCUUCAGGAAACAGUAAGUUAACAGAGGAGCUGAAGGAUCAGUUGAAAGAGAUGAAAACGAAGUACGAAGGAGCCUCUGCUGAGGUGGGAAAACUGAGGAACCAGAUUAAGCAGAAUGAAUUGCUGGUGGCAGAAUUUAAGAGAGAUGAAGGAAGGCUAGUGGAGGAGAAUAAAAGGUUGCAGAAGGAACUUGUUAAGUUGGAGAUGGAGCGAGAUAAAAGGGGAAGAAAUGUCACGGUGUUAGAAGGGCAGCUCAAAGAGACAGCAGCAAAGUUACAGCAGUCUGUAACUUCAGAGGAAUUUGAAAACAUGAAGAGUUCGUUAUCAAAUGAAGUGAAUGAGAAGGCAAAGAGGUUAGCUGAGGUGGAAGGAGAGCGGGAAAGACUGCAGGCAGAGAUCCUGCUUUUGAAGAAGGAAUCUGAGAGCCAGAAAGCCCAACUGGCUCAGCAAGUAAAGCCAGAAGACCACGAGCAAAUGAGGAGUGGGUUUGAGCAAAAAACUGAGACGCUUGGGAAGACGAUUGCUGAACUAUCCCAGAAGAAUCAGACUUUGCAGAAGGAACUGGAAAGUUUGCAGAUGGAUAACAAGACUCUUAAGCAGCAAAUCCAAAUGCUAAAAAUUGAAAUGAAAAGCCAGAAUGUGCCUUUAAAAAUUCACGAGGAACUGAAGAAAGCCAACGACCUGACUGUUGAGGACCUGACCAAGAAGCUUUUUGAAAUGACAAAGAAGUACAACGAAAGCAGAGCAGAAGCUGAAAAGUUGCUGGUGGAGAAGAACAGCUUAAGUGAGAGUAUCAGUCACUUCCAGGCUGUGUACCUGUCUCCAGAGCAGCACAAAAAAGAAGUGGAAGCUUUAAAAUCUAGUGGUAUUGAGCUGGAAAAGCAGCUUGCUGAGUUUCAGAAAAAAUAUGAUGAUGAGCAAGCAAAAGUGUGCAGGCUGGUCUCUGAAAAUGCUGUGGUGAGAGAGACUCUGCAGGAUCAGUACGUGUUGGCUACAACUCACGAGGAGGUGAAGGCAGUCUUGAAUAGCACACUGGAAAGGACUAAUAGGGAGCUGUCAGAUCUGAAGGGAAAAAAUGAGGAGUUAAAGCAAGAACUCACGAGGGUAAAUGAAGAAAAUGGAACUUUGAAAAAUCGGGUGAAACUCUUACAGGUUCAAAUGCAAAGUGAGUAUGUCAGUUUAAAAGCUCAUGAGACUGCAGUGACUGCUUUAAAUAAAAGCAUGCAAGAACUUCAGGAGAACAAUGUUGCCAUUACAGCUGAAUAUAAGAGGGGUCAAGAAGAAAUUCUCCAGUUGCAUGUGGAAAUUGAAGCUCAGAAGAAGGAACUUGACACAAUACAAGAAUGCAUCAAGUCCAAAUAUGCCCCAAUUGCCUCCUUUGAAGACAAAGAGCAAAGCUUCGAAGCCACAGUGAAAGAAUUGAAAGCACAGUUGGAGGAAGAGGUGCAGAAGUGCAGAGACAGCGAGGAGGAGAACAAGAAGUGCAAAGAGGAGAAUGAGAAGCUGAGAAAUGGGGUUUUGUCCAUCCAGAAUGACUUGCAGCAGAACUACAUCCUGGCAGAGAAAUCCCGGGAGAUGGAAAAGAUGUUUGCAGGCAAACUGGAGGAGCUGAAUGAGCAGCUGAGAGAACUGCUGCAGAAAUAUACGGGUGAAAAAGAGGAGAGAGAUGAGCUGGGAGAGGGCACCAAGCAGCCCCUAACUGUGCAGGCUCAGCAGCUUUCAGCAGAACAAAUCGAAGCCUUGAAGGCAGCUCUUGGUGACACUAUAGAGGAUCUAAGGGAAGCCCUCAGAAGUAAGAAGGAAUGCUAUGACAAAGAAACACUAAAAGUAGGAGAACUACAGCAGGAGCUGUCAGGGCUAAAGAAGUCUUCAAUACCCUUGGUGGAAUAUACACAAAUGAAGGAAAUGCUGGAACAAGAAAUCGUGGCAAUCAAAGCCAGCUUGAAAGAAAAGGAAGAAGAAAACCAGGUUCAAAGUGAGGAAAUCUCAAAGCUGGAGUCUGAGAUGCAGCACACUCGACAAGCUUUAACAGAGCUGGAGAGCAAGGAAGUGAUUGACAUGUCAGAAUACAGAGCCAUGAAGAGCACUCUGGAGGCCCAGAUCAACAGCAUAGCCCAAAACUUGUCCAAUGUGAAUAAAAAGUACGAGGAGGCGCGGGAGGAGGCUCUGCAGGCUAAAAGGAGUGAGCUUGCUUUAAAGGAUGAAAAAGAGCUGCUGCAGUUAAGGAGCUGCAGCAUUGAGCAAGAAAUCAAAGACCAGAAAGAAAGGUGUGAUAAGUCAUUGACGACCAUUAUUGACUUGCAGAAGAGAAUUCAGGAAUCUGCAAAGCAAGUAGAAGCCAAGGAUAACAAGAUAACAGAGCUGCUUAACGACGUCGAGCGGUUGAAACAAGCUCUGAAUGGCUUGUCCCAGCUUACCUAUACCACUGGGAUUCCCUCAAAGAGGCAGAACCAGCAGGUUGAAGUGCUCCAGAACCAAGUGAAAACUCUGCAGCAGCAGCUGGCUGAUGCUAAGAGGCAGCAUCAAGAGGUGGUUUCAGUUUAUCGGACACAUCUUCUUAGUGCUGUACAGGGUCACAUGGAUGAAGAUGUCCAAGCUGCUUUAUUGCAGAUCAUCCAGAUGAGACAGGGGCUGGUUUGCUGACGUGCUCAGUGCUGGUGCUCUGGGAGGCUGCUGCACCUUGUAGGAGUGCUGUGAUGACGGUAGUGAUAACCUUUGUGAGAUUUAU